Messenger RNA from Amphimedon queenslandica, 472 nucleotides. RefSeq names its product DNA-directed RNA polymerase I subunit RPA1-like. Lineage: Eukaryota; Metazoa; Porifera; Demospongiae; Haplosclerida; Niphatidae. The transcript is spliced from 5 exons. Bases 59 to 472 code for a protein of 137 amino acids. The record is from RefSeq and is a predicted model, not a curated record.
AUUUGGUGCUUCUCAGUUUGGCUUUGUUCACUCUUGCUAUGAGUUGUAUGGAGGUAUCAUGUGUAAUUAUCUGUUGUCAGCUCUUGGUAGGAUCUUCACUGGUUUCCUUAAACUCUAUCACGGGUUUAGUCUAGGAGUGGAAGACAUAUUAGUGAAACCAAUGGCAGAUAAAGAGAGAUUUAAAAUUAUUGCUGAGGGUAGAGAUUGUGGGCUUGAAGCAGCUGCCGAUGCUUUUGUUGUUAAAAAUGUUAAAGAUAAAGAUUUAGUGAUAGAGAAGUACACUGAUGUUCAUCACACUAUUGGUAGAGAUGGUCUUAAAGUGUUAGAUUUCUUCAUGAAAAAGAAAACUGAUCAAAUCAAUAAUAAAGUUAACGUUGCUUGUAUUCCUGUUGGUUUACAUAAACCAUUUCCCAGUAAUUCUCUACAGCUAAUGGUACAAGCUGGAGCUAAAGGCUCUACUGUAAGUACAUGA